Molecule: messenger RNA, 2509 nt
Organism: Asterias rubens (European starfish)
Lineage: Eukaryota; Metazoa; Echinodermata; Asteroidea; Forcipulatida; Asteriidae
Product: WD repeat-containing protein WRAP73-like
Exons: 12
Coding region: 133-1491 (452 amino acids)
Biological process (GO): microtubule anchoring at mitotic spindle pole body; protein localization to mitotic spindle pole body; mitotic sister chromatid segregation
Cellular component (GO): microtubule organizing center; mitotic spindle; MWP complex
Molecular function (GO): protein binding
Source: RefSeq, a predicted model, not a curated record
UUAAAGAUGGCGGAACAUCCGGCGGCGCUGUGCGCGAGACUACUGCGGUUUUACGAGACUAAAAAUGCCAAUUUGACCACUUUUUAAGAAGUUUUUUCUUUUUUGCUCUUGUGUUUCAGUGUAUAAAAUAUCAUGAAUUUUUCGGAACCUUUCAAACAGAGUAGUCACCUCUGCAAAUUCUCUCCAAAUGGACUGUACAUGGCAAAUACUCUACAGUAUCGGCUGAUUGUACGAGAUGUCCAUUCCCUUCAAAUCUUGCAGUUGUACACAUGCCUGGACACUAUCCAGCAGAUGGAGUGGUCAUCUGACUCUGCCUUCAUCCUGUGCGGAAUGUUCAAGAGGGGCAUCGUUCAGGUGUGGUCGUUGGAACAGCCAGAAUGGACGUGUAAAAUUGACGAAGGCUCGGCGGGUUUGACUGCCGUGCGAUGGAGUCCGGAUGGACGACACAUACUGACUACGGCAGAGUUCAACCUAAGAAUCACCGUGUGGUCGUUAGUCACCAAGUCUGUAUCGUACAUCAAGUACCCUAAAGAAGCUAAACAGUCAAUGCAUUUUAGUAAAGAUGGGAAGUAUUUGGCGCUGGCGGAGAGGAGAGACUGCAAAGACUUCAUAAGUGUGUUCGCUUGUAACACGUGGCAGUUGGUGAAGCAUUUUGAAACGGAUACUCGAGAUAUGGCUGGUCUGGAAUGGUCUCCUGACGGCAGUGUACUCUGUGUAUGGGAUUCUCUGCUAGAGUACAAUGUCUUGCUGUACUCUGUGGAUGGGCGUUGCCUAGCGACCUUCAAGGCUUAUGAAUAUGCAUUAGGUAUCAAGUCUAUUGCCUGGUCACCAAGUAGCCAGUUUCUUGCCAUCGGAAGCUUUGAUCAAAAGAUCCGUGUGUUGAAUCAUGUGACUUGGAAGAGAGUUGUAGAGCAUCCUCAUCCCACCACGGUUGACAGCAGCUCAGUGGUAAUCUACAAAGAAGUUGAGAAGAGACCCCAGCUCGUUAGAGAAAGUGGACGGGGAGUCAGUAGCCAGGCCAACUGGAGGCCAGACACUAGUAUGUUCAGCGUACAAAGUAAAUAUGAGGUUCUGACUGAUGGGUCAAUUCAAAUCCCAGUGGUCAAGCCAGACCCGGAUAAAGCCAACCCUAAAGUUGGAGUCGGUCAACUCUCAUUUAGUCCCGAUAACAGAUACAUGGCCUCGAAGAACGAUAACAUGCCUAAUGCACUGUGGAUAUGGGAUGUACAGAAACUGAGCCAAGCUGUGCUCUUACUCCAAGUCAAUUCAAUCAGAUGUAUACAAUGGGAUCCACAUAAAUCCAGGCUUGCAAUAUGUACAGGCAAUAAUAAACUGUACAUGUGGUCUCCGGCUGGAUGCGUAUCGGUUGAAGUACCUGCUGAGGCUACUUUCCAAGUGAACUGGUUACAGUGGCAUCCCGAUGGUAACGCAAUACUCCUCAUGAGUAAAGAUCAAGUGUGUGUAUCCUUCUUGAACGACGAGGCAUCGUAAGGCUGUAGAAUCUUCAUCCACGCUGUGCUGUGCAGGAGCCACUGGGGCGCUCUUUACUGAUUCUCCACUUGGGUGUUUCAGGGAAAUCUGUCUCCGGGAGAUUCUAUCCCCCAAAUGGGAUAUUAACAAUGGCUGGAGGAUGAUUCAAAAGAGGGCACUAUCGGAAGAAGUUUGAACAGUUCGCUGCAUGGGGUGACAGAAUCUCCUGCCACACCGGGCCUGCUUGUACCAACGUCACAUGUGGCUACUGUCCGCCCUGCUUGCCAGUGCCACUUUGGGAGUCAAACUGAGCGUAAAGAUUACGGUUAACAAGUAAACGCUGUAUGGCCUAAAAUGUAUAAAACACAGGGAUGUCAACUCUCAAAAGGGUGCUUCUAAGAUUGUCGCUAUGGUGACGCCAGGUGAGUUGGGUCAUUACAGUUUUAGCAGUUGCUGUGGCAGUUUUCAUACCCACAAAAUGGAACUCUGCGGCACAAACAACAGACAUGGAACUUGUAAUUAUAAAAAGAGGAAACUGCCUCGGACAAACAAAUAUUGUGGUUACGUUUUAAUUUUCAUUGGCACAAAUUUUCCCAAAAAAAGGGGGAAAUCCUUUGAUCCGCUGAUAAGUUGCAUGUCUGAUCUGUUACAUGUAACUGUGCUGUUGGGUUUAUAAGAAAAUAAUGAAAAUAGGGAUAUUGUAUCUGAUAUUAUUUCUGCAUGACUAAAUGAAGUUUAUGUUGCAAGUCGGCAUUGUGCAUGAUAUAUGAAGAUUGUUUUCUACCUUUUGUAUUUGUCCUCACCGAUGCCUCACAGCAACAAAGUCUUUCACCGUUGUACCAUUUUUAAAAGUUGUUUUGCCAUUGUGUAGCAAGUACACCUGCAUGUCUACUCAUUCCAUGCUUCAAAAAGUGCCUUAAGUUUAUUUUCAAGAGAAAGAUUUAUUGAUAGUCUGUUGUAGGGUUUGUAGAAAUUAAAGGCAGUGGACACUAUUGGUAAUUGUCAAAGACUAGUCUUCACAGUUGGUGUAUCUCAACAU